Molecule: messenger RNA, 954 nt
Organism: Klebsormidium nitens
Lineage: Eukaryota; Viridiplantae; Streptophyta; Klebsormidiophyceae; Klebsormidiales; Klebsormidiaceae
Source: the annotation of a GenBank genome assembly
AUGGAGGAAGUUGUUGACAAGUGCGCUUCUAUGCUCCUCUCGAGCAGCCCUGAGGCGAUGACUGCCUCUGCAGACUUUUUUAAAGGCCUGUCCGGGGAUCCCAGUGGAAGGUGUUCCGAAGGACUCUGCUUCUCCAGUGUUCUUCAGGAGCUUUUGGCCUACGAGCGUGGCGCGAUCUUUGACCACCUUCUGAGGCAAAUGCUCGCAGAUCCCGGAAAUUGUGGUGAGAUGAGAAUUCAGAAGCUCUACUCAUGUAAGAUUCUUGCAACCUUCAGUGAGAGCGAGGCGGUCGCAAAGUACUGCGCAAAAGACAAGCAAAGAGCCCGAUCUCUUUUGAAGGCGCUGUUGGAAGCGCAAGCCUACCUCCUGCACAUCAUCCGAGGGCAGUUGCGGGAAGGGAAGCCUAACCAAGAAUUUGAGGAGAUGGUGAAAAGGGACAAAGGCAAGGGGAGGCAUGAGUUUUUGGAAUUAGCGCUGGAAAACAUCAAAGCCUUCGCAAGCUUUAUCAGCGCUUCAAAGCAUUUCCGCCUAGCGCUGCAGCAGUCGGACUGCUUCUUCCGGGACCUCGAGAGCCUCGUCGCUCGCAACAUCACAAAGCGCGCGAGCGCGCAGCUCCAGCAGAAGGCAGUGAAGAACCUCUGUCGGCUGCUGCACAGUCUGUGCCGCUUUGGGGAUACCAAGGACUGGGCCAUCAACAGCGGUCUGGUGCGAAUCCACGCAGCAGUAACUAGGUUGAUGGCGCUAGACGGAACUAAAGUGAGCGAGGCGCCGAUCGUGUGCUCCUGGGAGAAGUGCGAUGAGGGUUCGGAGCUGGACGCAGGCAGACAGUUCAGCAAGUGCGCCAACUGCUCGCUCGCAUACUAUUGCAGCAAGGAACACCAGAAACUUCACUGGAGUGUCCACAAGAAGCAGUGCAAGGUCAAGACGUCUGAUCCGGCACCCCAAUCUGGAUAA